This is a messenger RNA of Indicator indicator, 2320 nucleotides long. It is a transcript of the gene LITAF, whose product is annotated as lipopolysaccharide induced TNF factor. The coding region runs from base 675 to 1118 and encodes 147 amino acids. Gene Ontology annotation, molecular function: zinc ion binding. The record is from RefSeq and is a predicted model, not a curated record. The transcript is spliced from 4 exons. Gene Ontology annotation, biological process: regulation of cytokine production. NCBI's taxonomy places the organism in Eukaryota, Metazoa, Chordata, Aves, Piciformes, Indicatoridae.
CCAAAAACAAAAAAAAGGUGAUGACUAACAUGACUAUAUGAGGAAUAAGAAUUCUAAGGUUCCAAGUUCAAGAAAGUUUCCAGUCCUGAAGACCAUCAGAGACCAAGAGAGACGACACUUCCUACCCCUCACUCCGUAGUGAAUUUAAAAGAAGCUGGACCUUGAACGCGAAGAGAGGAAGAAACUGCCCAAUAGUUGGUUAGUAGGCGUUAACACGAGGUGUAGCUGUAUUUCAUUGUAUGACUAUCCGCCGGGAAUCUGGUGUGCUAGACUUGUGGGAAUGUUGCAGCACCCAAACUUGUGCAGCUUUUGUAGUAUCGCAAUGCCUGCUUGUGAGCGCUAAAUCCAGCGGUAAAGAGUUCUAGUCCCGAUUUCAGUGACAAAAUUAGAGGACGGUUUUACCCUCCGGUGCUAGAAAAUGUAUUAUCUCGCCGCGCUGAUUACAAGAAAGGUGAAGAGCGCUCGUUUUAAUUUGCAGUAUAUGAGUGAGCCUCUGGGUAAGAGGGGCCGAGCUCCCCGACAGCCCGGGUUGGCCGCUUGUGUGGCAGAGCGCGAGAGUUAGAGCCAUCUGCGCCAAGCAUGUUCGUACCUCCACGAGCUUUUUUUUUCUUCCCUUUCCUUCUCGCCAGUGCUCGGAGUCGCCGGUUCGGUCCAGGGAAGGCGUUGCCGAUAAAAUGUCUGCUCCAAGUGGCAUCCCUGUUCCAUCUGCACCACCUUCUUAUGACGAAGCAACAGGAAUAAAUGUGAGCUAUCCUCAUCCUUACCCUGUCCCAGAACCUGGCCAGAAACCAGAUGGGAAGGGAAUGAACCCUCACCCGUACGUGGGACAGCCUGCACCUGUGAAUAACCCCAUUGCAGUUCAGACAGUGUAUGUGCAGCAACCAGUAGUAUUUCAUGACCGCCCAAUUCAGAUGUGCUGCCCUUCAUGUAACCAGAUGAUAGUGACGCGUCUCUCGUAUGAAUCAGGAGCUUUGACUUGGCUGUCGUGUGGCGGCCUCUUCCUGGUGGGGUGUAUUGGUGGCUGCUGCUUAAUUCCCUUCUGCAUUGAUGCCUUAAAGGAUGUGGAUCACACCUGUCCGAACUGCCAUGCUCUUAUUGGUUCUUACAAGCGUUUAUAGACAGUGUUUAAACAUUGAUAAUUGAUUGGUGAAGUUGGCUCUACAAGCCCUUUCUGAAGUUUUAUGGAGAUUUCUGGUUGUUUCUGUGCUUCCUGUCACAGGAAACUAAUCAGAAGCCAUGUUUAUUGUUAGAUUGUUUGAAUAAGAAUUUGCUUGAGGGGAAUCUGACUUAGGUCUGUAUGUAAUCUUUAUGGGCCACUCAGUCCAUCACCAGUUGAUAGCAACUGAAUGUUUUUCUUUUUCUGCUGUAUGCAAAACAGUGUGGUGAUAAUCCUCAUUUAAUCUUGUCUCAGUCAUGUUGCAUACUGGUGUGCCUACUUAGUCUCAGCAGAUACUGAGGUGAGAAUGUGUAAGGAGAAUAUGUAAGCAUGUAUUCUCAUGCUUGGUGUUGAUGCUUUUGCAACAGCACUGUUUUUCACAAGCACUUAAAUUCACUUUGAAAUUUACUUAGUUGUUAUGUUUGGUUCUUUCAACUUCUUCCUUCUUGAAGGCUGCUUUAACAAAUAGACAACUCAGGUUAUUUUGCAUCAAUGGUGAUUCAAUCUAGUACUUGAGUUUCCUUGCUAGUAGUUUCAAGUCUAGUUACAUCUCUGCUCUACUGUAAAGAUAUUCAUACAGGGAUUUUUAAUGGGUAUUUGUUAAUUUUUUUUGUUUGGUUGGGUUUUUUUACUGCUGAUGUGUAAGUUUGUAAAGUGUUCACUUCUCUCCACCUUGGUGGGAAAUGCCCAUAGAGCCUUGGUUAUAGAGUUGGAAAACUUGUUUGUACGUUCAUGUAAGUCAGGUGAUUGAUCAUAAACAAACCUCAACCUUGUCUUAAGGCUUGAAUUCCACCUGAAAAAUGCAGAGGCUCUGAGCUUUUAAUUGUUGAUCUGUUUAUCAAUUACCGUUUCUUCAAUGAGAAGAUAAUACAUUUAAGGAGUUUCUGUGAUGAUUAUUUAGAUUUGUACACUGACUUUUUUCUAAAUGAGAGAAGUUCUGUUUUCAGAAACUUCAGCUGACUGCUUGUUUAAGACAAUGAUCACAAAAAAAUUAGGGAAUGGGGCUCUGAAGGUUGAAGUGUUUUACUAUGUCAUAAAGAUCAGGCUUGGUCCAAAUAACUUCUUGAUGCAUUUGAAUAUUUGCCUAGAAAGGGCAGCUGUGUUUAAACAAGGCUAUGAUGCUAACACUGUAUUAAUCUCUGCCAAAAAAAUAAAUCUAAAAUA